This is a messenger RNA of Amphimedon queenslandica, 3075 nucleotides long. RefSeq names its product RNA polymerase II subunit A C-terminal domain phosphatase-like. The transcript is spliced from 7 exons. NCBI's taxonomy places the organism in Eukaryota, Metazoa, Porifera, Demospongiae, Haplosclerida, Niphatidae. The record is from RefSeq and is a predicted model, not a curated record. Gene Ontology annotation, molecular function: RNA polymerase II CTD heptapeptide repeat phosphatase activity. The coding region runs from base 174 to 2915 and encodes 913 amino acids. Gene Ontology annotation, cellular component: nucleus.
CACGUGACCCUUUCCCUAAAAUAUGGCGGUUCUGUCGGAAGAAAUCUUUUGUGGGAUUUCUUCAUUUUAAUACGAGUGGUUCUUUUCUAAUUAUUGUAUCUUGUGUUUGAGUCAAUCCCGCAGCUGCUACUUUAAAGGGGCGUGGCUGGAUUGCAAUUUUGUCGGAUCACGUGAUGCAUCAAGAGAGGAGAGGGGAUGAGGUCCUUACCCUCUCUCUUCCAGUUGGAGCAAAGGUUUUGUCAUGGAAAGUCCUCGUAGGGUCCCGAGUGAAGAAGGGCUUGUCUUUAUGUACGUACAGUACAAAUACUACUGAUGUGAAGACACUGGUAUCACCAUUAAUUGGGAUAAUUGAUACUAUCAAUGUGAAGGAAGGAGACACUGUUUCAUCUGCGGAUGUCAGUGUUGUCAGCGUCAGAUAUUGUGAUCACAGUGUAGUGGCACUGGACUUGUGUGCAUUCUGUGGACUAGACCUGAGGAGUAUAUCCUCAGUGAGUGAUAGAGGUACAGAGGAUCAUGCUAAUGUUAGUAUGUUGCACGGUAUGCCUCAAGUGAAAGUUAAUAAGAAGGAAGCUCAGAGAUUAGGUAAUCUAGACAAAGAGUGUUUAUUGAAGAACAGAAAGCUAGCACUGAUUAUUGAUUUAGAUCAGACACUUAUACAUACUUCCAUUGACAGGAAUAUUGAACGUGGAUUACCAGAUGUACAUUCAUUCACAUUGCCAGGUCACUCUUGUGUUUAUCACUGUCGUUUGAGACCUUACGUUAGAGAGUUUUUAAACCACAUCUCACAGUACUAUGAGCUUCAUGUUGCCACUAUGGGUACAAGGGAUUAUGCUGAUGCCAUUACUAAGAUACUGGAUCAGGAGAAGAAGCUCUUCUCUCAUCGAGUCAUUUCACGUAACGAGUUAUUGGACCCUCACUCUAAAGCUGUCAGAUUAAAGUCAGUGUUCCCUUGUGGAGAUGAGAUGGUUGCUAUUAUGGAUGACAGAGGUGACGUAUGGGGACACAGACCUAACCUCAUUCAUGUUAAAGCAUACGUGUUCUUUGCUGGAACUGAUGACAUUAAUGCUCCACCUCUUCCUCCUCCCACUGCCCCUCCCACCCAUCAUCCUCCUCCCACUGCCCCUCCCACCCAUCAUCCUCCUCCCACUGCCCCUCCCACCCAUCAUCAUCCUCCUCCUUCCACUGCCCCUCCCACUUCUACUAUACCUCCUCCUAAUUCACUUUCAGACCAUCCUCCUCAAGGAGAAGAUCACCAUAGCAACGUAUCCUCUUUACCUAGCAACAGUAAUUCCAAUAAUAACACUGAUAAAGGUGGUAAUGGGAACGGGAACAAAGAUGGAAAGAAUAAUCAAACUGGAGGAGCUACUGGAGGCCCUACCAAUACAACAUCAGCUCCUCCACUCUCUCCCCCUUCUACCACUAAUACUACUGCUGCUUCUAUUACUAACACUGCUGCUUCUACUGCUACUCCUACUACUGCUUCUAGUUCUACUGUUGGUGCUGCUCCUGGUUCAAGUGAUGAGGCAAGGGGCCAGGCUAAUGGUGGAAAAGAUGGCUCCAGUUCCUCUCAACCUCUUCCCUCCUCUUCUACUGUUAAUGAAGAUAGAGCUACUCACACUACAGCUAUUGUUUAUGAUGGCGGUGCUAAUAAUGAGACUGUUAGUGGUAGCGAUGCUAUUAGUGAUGCUAUGGUAGUCAGUACUACUGAUGAUCCUGCCUCUUCAUCUAUUCCUCCUGGAGAUGAAACUCAUCAUUUGGCUGAUUAUAAUGUGUCAUCAUCUUCAAGCAGCUCCUCAUCAAGCGACAGCUCUGAUGAUGAAGAGGAGGAGUCAAUGGAUACUACACCCUCCACACUAGCUCAGAAUCAUCCACAGCCUCCAACUGUCCCUGAGCCCAGCCCACCUGAUACUGCCAUGGAAGUACAUGCUAAGCCCCGACCAGUGAUAAAUGAUCCUGAUAAGUUCCUGGUGUACCUGCAGGACCUACUGGAGAGGAUUCAUGAGACAUUUUACAAAGAAUAUGAUGAGAUGAAGAGAGAGGAAGAGGAGAAUAAAGGAGGGAGAGAUACUGGGAGUGAGUCUCUUUCCUCUCCUGAUUUAAAGGUCAUCAUUCCUUCCUUGCGUAAGUCAGUUUUCUCUGGUUUGCGGUUGCUGUUCACUGGAAUCAUACCAACAAACAUGAAUCCUGAGAAGAGUAGGGAAUGGAACACAACCAGAGCCUUUGGUGGUGAGAUACACUCGACCCUUGUCACUACCCCUGCACCUGAUGAUGAGCACACCACUCACAUUAUUGUUGGUAAGAAGGACACUGAUAAAUACAAGCAGGCUCUUAGAAUCCCAGGGAUUGAGAUAGUGAGUCCAGAGUGGUUCUGGGAUUGUGCUGAGAGAUGGAAGAGGUUAGAUGAAGAUGAGUAUCGAUUAGAUGGAGAAAGGAAAGUAGAAUUAAAACAGGAGACUAGUGAGACUAAGCUACAAGAUAAUAAGAAAGUUAACGAUGUGAAGAGGAGAAAGGGAAGGAGGGAGGAGGAGAAGGACAGUAAAGGGAAAAGGAAAAUGACUCCUCCGAGACAAAAAGCUAAACUAAGACAUGACACGACUCCACCUCCUUUUGAAAGAAAAUUCUCAGUCUCUAGUGCUGAACUGGAGCUGAUGGAGGCUGAGAUUGAUGCUGAACUAGAAACUGAUGAUGAUGAAGAUGAUGAUGAAAGGAUUGGUAGUUAUAUUCAGCCAGUCAAAGAUGAAGAUGAAGACUCUUUUAAUGCAUACCUAGGUCUGGAGGAACCAUCACAAUCAAGGAGCUCUUCAAGGAAGAGGAAGCGUAUACCUGAUGAUGACCCUUGCUCCAGUGAUUCUGUAUCUGAUUCAACCAGUGAUGAUAGUGAUGAUGAGCUCUCUGCUUUACUGGAGUUUACUUGACAUAUACUCCCAUUGUAUUUCCUCCAUCCUUCUCUUGUUUUCAUACCAUUUUUACUUGACCUUUCACAGUUCUCUCUCUCUCUCUCUCAUUCCAUUCUAUUUUUCCCCUCCUUUUAUAAGUUGACAUGUUUUUAUUAUAGAAAGCUCCUCUUGAGUUACA